Baudoinia panamericana UAMH 10762 is the source of this 1815-nucleotide messenger RNA. RefSeq lists its product as uncharacterized. The record is from RefSeq and is a predicted model, not a curated record. The coding region runs from base 1 to 1815 and encodes 604 amino acids. The transcript is spliced from 2 exons. Lineage: Eukaryota; Fungi; Ascomycota; Dothideomycetes; Mycosphaerellales; Teratosphaeriaceae.
AUGGCUACCCCCGACCCCAGCUACGAAGACGUCCUCAGCGACCAACCCCGCAACCCCCACGACAAACACCCCUACAUCUUCCCCUCCCGCCGCUCCGUCGUCCACAGCACCCACGGCAUCGUCGCCUCCACCCAACCCCUCGCCAGCGCCUGCGGCCUCGAGAUCCUGCGCCGCGGCGGCAACUGCGCCGAUGCCGCCAUCGCCGUCGCCGCGGGUCUCAACAUGACCGAACCCGGCAGUACGGGGAUAGGAGGGGACAUGUUCUGUCUCUUCUACCAUGCCAACACGAAGAAGGUCCGCAGUUUGAAUGGGAGUGGUCGGAGUGGGGCGGGGUGGACGCUGGAGCAGGUGAGGAAGGAUCUUGGGGUGAAGGAGGGUGAGGAGGCGAAGAUUCCGAUGGAUAGUGUGCAUGCUGUUACGGUCCCGGGCGCGGCGGCGGGGUGGGUGGAUACGGUGGAGAAGUUUGGGAGUGGAAGGGUGACGUUGGAGGAGAUUCUGGCGCCGGCGGUGAAGUUGGGGGAGGAGGGGUUUGCGGUUGGCGAGGUUAUGGGGCAUUAUUGGAACCGCGCGGAAGGCCUCAUCCGAAGAGCCUCCCCGAACUUCGCGGAAAUGCUGAAGAAAGACCCGAAAGCUCCAGACGGCUGUCGCGCGCCCAAACCAGGCGAAAUCAUGAAGAACCCAACUUUAGCCAACACCUUCCGCCUCCUAGGCAAACACCAAAAAGCCGGCUUCUACACCGGCUCCGUCGCCGAAGCCCUCGUGAAGGUCGUGCAAGACCUCGGCGGCCACCUCACCCACGACGACCUGCAAAACCACAUGGACCUCGGCACCGAAGAAACCGAACCCAUCAGCCUCAAGUUCGGCGGCCAAGGCGUCUCCGAACGCCUCAAGGAUGAAGUGGAAAUCUGGGAACACCCGCCCAACGGCCAAGGCAUCGUCGCGCUCAUGGCUCUCGGCAUCCUGAAAGAACUGGAGAAGGAAAGCAAAAUCCCCACCUUCUCCCCCCACGACCACAACACCGCCCCUUACCUCCACGCCAUCAUCGAAUCCCUCCGCAUCGCCUUCGCGGACGGCAGCUGGUGGAUCUCCGACCCCAAGGUCUCCAACACGCCGACGAAAGGCCUUCUCGACCCCGCUUACCUAGCCGAACGCGCCAAACUCUUCGAUCCCAAGCGCGCCUCCGCCCCGUUAUCUCACGGCUCCCCCGCCCACAACAAAAGCGAUACAGUCUACUUCGCCGUCACGGACAGCGAAGGCAACGGGAUCAGUUUCAUCAACAGUAACUACGGCGGCUUCGGCACCUGCAUCAUCCCGAAGGGAUGCGGCUUCACCCUGCAGAACCGAGGCGCGAAUUUCGUGUUACAGCCCCGCUCCCACCCGAACAUCCUCGCCCCGAACAAGAGGCCCUACCACACCAUCAUCCCCGCGCUCGUGACGAACGUGAGCGACGGGAGUUUGCAUUCCGUCUACGGCGUGAUGGGCGGGUUCAUGCAGCCGCAGGGCCACGUGCAGGUGUUGCUGAAUCAGGUCGUGUUUGGGUUAAGUCCGCAGGCGGCGCUGGAUGCGCCGAGGUUGUGUAUUGGGGCGGGGGAGGAUGUGGAGGGGCGGACGGUGUUUGUUGAGGAUGGGUUGGCGGAGGAGACGGUGCGGGGGUUGAGGAAGAUGGGGCAUGAGGUUGAGGUUGUGACGGGGUGGGGGAGGGGGUUGUUUGGACGGGGGCAGGUGAUUAGGUGGAAUGUUGAUGCCGUGGAGGGAGUGGGGGUGUGGAGCGCGGGGAGUGAUAUGAGAGGGGAUGGGGCGGCGGUGCCGAUGUGA